Messenger RNA from Cynoglossus semilaevis (tongue sole), 1589 nucleotides. Its product is annotated as tubulin alpha-1A chain-like. Bases 156 to 1511 code for a protein of 451 amino acids. NCBI's taxonomy places the organism in Eukaryota, Metazoa, Chordata, Actinopteri, Pleuronectiformes, Cynoglossidae. Gene Ontology annotation, biological process: microtubule-based process. The transcript has 4 exons. Gene Ontology annotation, cellular component: microtubule. The record is from RefSeq and is a predicted model, not a curated record. Gene Ontology annotation, molecular function: structural constituent of cytoskeleton; GTP binding.
AGCCAGCGGCGCCGGGUCUUCUUCACUUGUGAAUAUAAAACUCUUCAUCCUCAUGUUCGCCAUUAUCUCUUACAUCGACUCAGGAACGGUCGGAGUGUAAGAUCAUCGUGUGCAGAAGCUGUUAAAGUCCAGAAAACUCCAGAAAACGCCUCAAAAUGCGUGAGUGCAUCUCCAUACACGUUGGUCAGGCCGGAGUCCAGAUUGGCAAUGCAUGCUGGGAGCUUUACUGUCUGGAACAUGGAAUCCAGCCCAACGGACAAAUGCCUAGUGACAAGACUGUGGGAGGAGGUGACGAUUCCUGCAACACAUUCUUCAGUGAGACUGGAGCUGGAAAGCAUGUUCCCAGAGCUGUGUUCGUCGACCUGGAGCCAACCGUCAUUGAUGAGGUCCGCACUGGAACUUACCGUCAGCUCUUCCACCCUGAGCAGAUGAUCACAGGAAAGGAGGAUGCUGCCAACAACUAUGCCCGUGGACACUACACCAUUGGCAAAGAAAUCAUUGACCUGGUUCUGGACCGGACCCGCAAACUGGCUGACCAGUGCACUGGUCUGCAGGGAUUCUUGGUUUUCCACAGUUUUGGUGGUGGUACUGGUUCAGGCUUCACCUCCCUGCUGAUGGAGCGUCUGUCUGUAGACUAUGGUAAGAAGUCCAAGCUGGAGUUCUCCGUCUACCCUGCUCCUCAGGUCUCCACCGCUGUGGUAGAACCCUACAACUCCAUUCUGACCACCCACACCACCCUGGAGCACUCAGACUGUGCCUUCAUGGUGGACAACGAAGCUAUCUACGACAUCUGCCGCAGGAACCUGGACAUCGAGCGUCCCAGCUACACCAACCUGAACAGGUUGAUCGGUCAGAUCGUCUCCUCCAUCACAGCCUCCCUGAGGUUUGACGGAGCCCUUAACGUUGAUCUGACAGAAUUCCAGACCAACCUGGUGCCCUAUCCUCGUAUCCACUUCCCUCUGGCCACCUACGCCCCUGUCAUCUCAGCAGAGAAGGCGUACCACGAGCAGCUGUCAGUGUCUGAGAUCACCAAUUCCUGCUUCGAACCCGCCAAUCAAAUGGUGAAGUGCGACCCUCGCCAUGGUAAGUACAUGGCCUGCUGCCUUCUGUACCGUGGUGAUGUGGUGCCCAAAGACGUCAACGCCGCUAUCGCCCACAUCAAGACCAAACGCACCAUCCAAUUUGUGGACUGGUGUCCCACGGGCUUCAAAGUGGGCAUCAACUACCAGCCCCCCACAGUGGUUCCUGGAGGUGACCUGGCCAAAGUCCAGAGGGCAGUGUGUAUGCUGAGCAACACUACAGCAAUUGCCGAGGCCUGGGCUCGUCUGGACCACAAGUUUGACCUGAUGUACGCCAAGCGAGCCUUCGUCCACUGGUAUGUGGGUGAAGGGAUGGAAGAAGGAGAGUUCUCUGAGGCCAGAGAAGAUAUGGCAGCGCUGGAGAAGGACUACGAGGAGGUGGGAGUGGACUCAGUCGAAGGAGAGGGAGAGGAGGAAGGAGACGAGUAUUAGAUUGAACACAAAGUUCUGUCAAAAAAAUCACAUGUUGUUCAGUUUGACUCCAAAUUAAAAAGUCAGUAUCAAAAUCAA